GAUUGUGCGUUGCCGUUCGCAGGCACUGGCAGGGGGGCGGGUCUCUGUCCCCGCCGCGGCAGUAGGAGGAACCGGAGCCGCUGGCGGGGGCUGGUGAUGGGGUCAGUUCUCCCUCGUGUGUGAAUCUCCGUCACCGAGCCGGCCCCGUCGCCGCCCUUAUCCGCCCGGCUGGGUUAGCGCCAUCGCGGCGAAGUUGGUGCCUUCCAGGGGAGAUAGAUAAGAAUCUUCUGAAUAGCAGUGUUUGGGGUCACCCCUCCGAGCCCUCUGGCACACUGUAGCCAAGAGUAUAAAAGCCAAAAAAAGUAAGUGUUUGUGUGAAUUUACUGAUAAACAAGGUCUACAAGUCCAUGUGCUGCCUUGGCUCUGGAUGUGGUGGAGUUCAAGUACCCUGGAUUCAAGACCUGCCUAUCUUCUGAACAAGCUAUCCCUAUCAACAAUGGACACUCUAAGUGACUUUUCUGUCUGAAGGAAAUGCAUAUGCUAGGCAUCUAAAAGGGAUGAUAUUCUUGAUCCAAGACAGUAUAGUUCAGUCAAGGAUUCUACACUGGUGACAAGGACAUGGGACGACUCCUGCCAUAUUCCAGAUGGUUCAUUACAACUAACAUCUUGGUUGACAACUGUGAAAAGGAACGUUGGAUUACUUUAUUUUAUUUUUGUGGGAGACCACAAUUCCAAAUCUGUAGGAUACAUCAGGAUGAAACUGAUGCAAUGAAUGGUUCAGAGGCUGAAUUUAAAGAUAUAACCCCAGUCGAAAACCUUAUAAAAUCAAGAAGCCAUCAGCAGAUUCAAGUAGAAAAGGAUGAAAGUUGUACUGACAACAAAAAUGAUAUGCCGCAGCCAGUGCAGUCUUUUGGACAAACAGGAAAAAGGUCCAAGUCAAAUACAAAGUUAAAGCUAGUUCGGAGCCUUGCUGUGUGUGAAGAAUCUCCACCGCCUCCCAUAGCUGAAAUAUCACAGGACAUUCAGGAGAAAAUUCAGAUCCAGUUAACGCAGUCUUUUGAGAAAGAAGAAAAGCCCACAAAAGAUGAAACGGAAAAGGAAAAAUCCAGUGAUAAAUUGUCCAGAAAAAUGUUAUCAAGAGAUUCCAGCCAAGAAUACACAGAUUCAACUGGCAUAGAUCUACAUGAAUUUUUAGUAAAUACACUAAAAAACAAUCCCAGAAGACGCCAGUGUCUAAGUUACAGGGAGAAAUUGCACAUUUUGGAUGGUCAGUGUUUUCAAUGUUAUGGGCUGGAUGGAAAUUUUGGGGCACCUUGGGACAGAAUGAUGCUGCUGAAAUUAGAACAGGAAAUUUUAGAUUUCAUUGGUAAUAACGAAAUUCCACGCAAAAAGUUUCCCCCCAUGACAUCUUACCAUAGAAUGCUGUUGCACAGAGUAGCUGCUUACUUUGGAUUGGAACAUAAUGUGGACCAGAGUGGGAAGUCAGUGAUAAUAAACAAAACUAGCAAUACGAGAAUACCUGAUCAAAAGUUUUGUGAGCAUAUAAAGGAUGAGAAAUGUGAAGAUUUUCAGAAACGGUACAUCCUUAAAAGAGAUAAUUCUAGUUUAGACAAAGAUGAUAACCAGAUGCGAAUACGCUUAAAAGAUGACAGAAGAAGCAAAUCUAUAGAAGAACGAGAAGAAGAGUACCAGAGAGCUAGAGAACGAAUAUUUGCACAAGAUGCCCUGUAUUCCCAAGACAAUUAUUUUAUUGACAGAAGAAUCCAAGAGGAGGAAACUAAUAGUACACAGCAAAGGCGGCAGAUAUUUAGAGUCAAUAAGGAAGCUUCAGGGAGAUCAGCCAACAGCCAUCAAAGCAGUACUGAGAAUGAGCUGCAGUACUCUGAACCCCGACCCUGGAGCAGCACGGACUCUGAUAGUUCCAUCCGCAAUCUGAAGCCAGUUGUAACGAAAGCCAGCAGCUUCAGUGGGAUUUCAGUUCUGACAAGAGGAGAUAGCUCUGGAAGCAGCAAAAGCACAGGCAAGCUGUCUAAGACAGGUUCAGAGUCUUCUAGUAGUGUAGGGUCAUCCACGGGUUCUCUUUCUCACACCCAGCAGCCUCUUCCAGUCAGAGCUCUAAGCCAGCCUUCUCAUGGCACACCUGCUGUCUAUCCAACUGUCAGCACUAGUAAAUCUCUUUCCUUUGAUGGUGGCAUAAGUGGGCAAGUGACACCUACUAGCACUAGCUUCUUUUUGCUUCCCUUGGAAGCGGCAGGCAUACCACCUGGCAGUAUUCUGAUCAACCCUCAAACAGGUCAGCCAUUCGUUAACCCAGAUGGCACUCCUGUUGUGUAUAAUCCUCCUAUGCUUCAGCAACCUGUUAGGACCCAAGUGCCUGGACCGCCACAGCAACCACCUCAGCAGCAACCAGCAGCUAAUCACAUCCUAUCACAGCCUAUCCGGUCUCUGCAGUCUUCUUCACAGCCUGUUCAAUACUCUACAGUCUCUUAUCCACCCCCGCUCCUGCCAGUCUCAUCUACCCAGCAAUAUUCUGUGCAAGACAACCUAGGAUCACAAUUUAGCCAUAUGAGUCUUGCCCGCCAGUCAUCUGCUGAUGGUGCUGAACCUCACCCCACCAUGUUCCAGUCUACUGUAGUCCUUCAGCCCCCACAACAGUCUGGCUAUAUUAUAGCAACAGCCUCACCUCUGCCACCACCACAAGGCCAGCCAGUUCCUACUCCCAACUACUCUGCAUCCAGCCAUCCUGUCAACCAGCAAGUGCUGCAGCAACAGGGAUAUAUGCAGCAACCUCUACCACAGAUGCCAGCUUGUUAUUGUGCUCCAGGCCAGUAUCCACACUCCAAUCAACAAUAUCGACCAGUUACUGCUGUCCAUUACAACACACAGCAAAACCCACCACUGCCACAGCCUGCACAACAGACAGGCUACCAAGUUAUGCCUAACCAGCAGCAAGCCUACCAGGGGUUGGUUGGAGUUCAGCAGUCUCAGAAUCAAAAUCUAGUCAGUAGCCAACACAACAACAUUGGAAAUCAGAUACAGGGUGUGAUUGUUCCUUAUACUUCAGUGCCAUCUUAUCAGGUUUCAGUGCCUCAAGGUUCCCAAGGAAUGCCCCAGCAGACAUAUCAGCAGCCUGUUAUAAUUCCCAGUCAGUCAAAUCUGUCCACAACAGGAAUACCCGUUUAUUACAGUGUCAUUCCAUCAGGUCAGCAGAAUAAUUUAAGUUCAUCAGUAGGAUAUUUGCAGCCUCCAGGAUCAGAGCCAAUGCAGUUUCCUAGAACAUCUUCCCCAUGCAACUCACAGCAGCUUCAAGGACAACAGUGUACAGCAGUAGCUCCACCACCAGGUGGAGGAGUAGUAAUGAUGCAGCUAAAUAUACCCAACAAUCCUCAGCCUCGAACCCAUUCACCUCCUCAAUGGAAACAAAAUAAAUAUUAUUGUGACCAUCAAAGAGGACAGAAAUCCACCGAGUUUAGCACUUUAGACAGUGCCACACAGUUACAGCAGAGUCCUCAACUAAACAGCCCUGCCACCUCACCAGCCCAGUCACCAGCACCAGUUCAACUAUCAAACAUGAAAAACCUCCGUCCCACGUUAACACCUCUUUCUAUUGUGUCCCAAUUUUCUAGAUCUUUUGUCCCUGGACAAGGAGAUGCCAGAUACCCUUUGCUCGGCCAGCCACUGCAAUAUAACCCUCCACCCUCAUUACAUGGACAUGUAACAGGCCAACAGUGUCAACCUGGACACAGACAUGGAAACAGAGGAAGGAAACCAGCUAAGAAGGCCGCUUCAGCAGAUCUUGGUGCAGGGGAACCAGUUGUUGGAAAAGUCUUAGAAAUUACUGAACUGCCAGAAGGAAUAACUCGUAUGGAAGCUGAAAAACUAUUUGGAGAACUCUUUAAAGUUGGUGCCAAGAUUCGGUGGCUAAGGAAUCCCCAGUGUCUACAGACACAACAGCAACACCAACACCGUUACUGUGGCAGUGGAGAUAGUAAUGUGAACACUGAACCAUCCAAACCUAGUGACUUGGCCUCCACAUAUACAAUUCUAGCUACGUUCCCUACGAUGUCAGCAGCCCAAAAUGCACUGAAGAAACAAAGUAACUCAGCUAACAAGUUUAGGCUGAGAACAAGCAAGAAGCACUAUGAGUUUCAUAUUCUGGAAAGGGCUAGUUCUCAGUAGCAGCUACAUUGUUGGACAUUCAGCCUUUAUUAGUUCCAUGUCCUUCUCUUCUCUACUUGAUUGGCUUGAUGUUAUGGGGUUUCGGUUCUCUUCAUAGAGACUCCUGGGAUGUGUUCUCAUAUGACAUUAUAGCCUUGGAAGAAUAACCCAGUGAUCCAGCAAGAAGAAGAAGAAAAAUAGAUAUAAAGUUAAUCCCAGACAAUUGUAAGAAUCCAUUCUGACAAGAUAGAGAGAGGCAGCUUUCUAUGAGGAAUGCUGUUAAAAUGCCCCUUACUUUUAUAGUAGUUUUGUUUUAUAUUUCUGAAUUCUUGUAUCAGAUCCAAAUCUCUAUUGUACAGCAAACCUUUGUUCAUAAUGAAUACCCAUAUUCAGAUCUGUAUUUUCUAAUCCCUUUUCACAGCCAGCACACAGCUAUCUAUUUUAGGGCUUGGGGUGGAAUGGGGUGAGGGAAGGGAGAAUAAUUAUUAAGAAAUUACACUGUUUUUUAGCCAACUACGCAAAAAUCUUCAGUUAACAAAUUUCUCUUCCCGUUUCUUUUUCAAAUAAAGCAGUUUCAAUAACUUCUAAACUCCAUACACAGUCCUUUCAAGAUUCACUCUGACAGUGUGAAAGAUAAUUACAAAUAAAUUAUAUUCUUGAACUCAUUCCUAAUCAAACAGGUUAGCAUAAGUAUUAAAGUGGAAUAUGAAUAUGUCUAAACUACAAAGAAUGUUCAUUGAAGCCAAUUUGUUUUUAGUAAAAGGGUGAAGACACUAAAAUGUAUCUCCCCAAAUGACAAAAUAUUUGCACUUUGUGUUUCCACCGGUAUAAAUCUUUUUCUUUCUUUGCACUCUAGGAUAAUUGUGUUUAAAUAAGUGCUGGACCCUUCUUAAGUCAUUUAAAUAUGUUUUCAUCAUUUGCAGAGGAUCACUGGACAUCAGAAGUUUCAUUGCACAUACAAACAAAAUCUUUUCAAUUUCUGUGUAAUUUGCAAGGCUGUACAAUGUGUGCUGAUGCAAGCCUUUUUUCAGUUCAAGAAAAUAAAUGUUUACAAAUACAAA
Mauremys reevesii (Reeves's turtle) is the source of this 5159-nucleotide messenger RNA. RefSeq names its product R3H domain containing 1 (gene R3HDM1). Lineage: Eukaryota; Metazoa; Chordata; Testudines; Geoemydidae. The coding region runs from base 559 to 4119 and encodes 1186 amino acids. Gene Ontology annotation, molecular function: nucleic acid binding. The record is from RefSeq and is a predicted model, not a curated record. The transcript is spliced from 30 exons.